AUGUCCUCUACAAACAGUAGACCAGACGCCAAUUUUCCUAAAAAAAAUGAAGUUGAAGAUAAGAAAGAUGGACCAAUGCAUAAUAGCUCCAUAGAGAAGAGGAAUUCUAAAAAAGAAAAGAGUUCUUCGAAUAGAGCUCGUGGAGGUCAGAAGUCCACCAACAAUCAUGGUCGCAGACGCAGAAUGGGUCAACACAGAAGACAACAAAACUAUGCCAGGGCAGAAAACUUAAAAAAUGAACAUGGCUAUGAUUUAGAUCUUUCCAUACAAGAGGAAUUAACGAGUGGUGAUUUCAAAUUAAGAGGACGUAGAACACAAGUUUCAAUCAACCAUCUACUAGAUUUCCAACUACCUGAAAUUGAAAGAUCAAAAGACCUUGACGUAAAGGCUAGAAGAAAUUUAAGGAGAAAUGAACGUGGUAGGGAGCAUAUUAAUUUAGUAGGCGAUUCAUUUAUCAAUGUCAACUACCGGAUGCUUGUAAAUGGUAGGUAUGAUUACGAAGAACAGUCUUGUGACCCCAAUAUUCCGAUCCCAGAUGAAAAAGUGGUGGGAGUAAUCGUACCAAAAGGUCAAAAUUGUCCAAUUUGUUUGUGUGAGGAGCCCGUGGCUCCAAGGAUGGUGACCUGUGGUCACAUAUUUUGUUGCAGUUGUUUGAUCAAUUUCUUUUCUAUAGAUGAAACUAUUACGAACAAAGAAACAGGAUACACAAAGAAGAAGAAAUAUAAGGAUUGCCCGCUGUGUGGCAGCAUUAUAAGACCACAAAGAGUGAAGCCCGUUGUUUAUGAAGAGGAGAAUACCAUUCCAGUCUUUAAGCAGUCUCCUAGUCCAGGAAUUGUUUCAACAUUCUAUUUGAUGUGUAAACCACUCGAAUCAAUGCUGCCGUUACCAGUAACACUAAAAAGAGAUCCCAGGAAAAUUGGCAACUUUCCUCCAGUACAUUUGAAAGAAGUUGCAUCAUUUGGACGAAUCGUUAAGUGUGAUACACAAUAUAGCUUAGAGUUACUCCAACAGGAUAUCGAUGCCAUCAAAGUUCAACUUGAUAUUGAUAAAGCGCUAUACAAUCAAGAUGAAAAGUAUUCGAAACUGGCAAUUGAAGAUGUGAAUACAAAAAUAGCCUCAGUCCUUUCGGAGGAAGCAGACAACCUAACUAACACGAUCACUGAAGCUUUGGAUCGUUUAGAUCUGGAUACAGAUGUCAAAUCAAUAUAUGACGACUCCACUGCACAUUUUUUUCUUCAGACAACUUUCCAUUCACCAACUAAAUUUUUCUUAUCUCCUUUAGAUAUUAAGAUUUUACUAACCGUCUUUCAUAAUUACAGUAAAUUUCCUGACAUUUUAGAAGCUAUCGUCGAGAAUGUCCAUUAUGGAUCUAUUGUAACAGAACAGCUGAUCCGCAGACACAAAUAUAUAUCAUACCUUCCCAUAGGAACCGAAAUUGCAUUUGUUGACAUUGAUUGGAGAAAUGUGCCGUUUGUUACGAAAGAAAUCUAUAGUCAAUUUGCAUCUGAAUUAAAUUCACGUAGAAGAGAGUUUAAAAUUAAAAAGCAAAAAGAAGAUAAAAGAAAGAAACUAUAUCAACAAAAACUAGAGGAAGAACAAGCUGAAUUUUACAGAAGGGACUACAGCAAUUAUACUCCAACAAGUGACAUGAUACAUUUAAAUACCGUCGGGGACUCAAAUUUGGCGCUAACUUCACUACCACCUUCUAAAACACCUUUGGGAACCGCAAGUGAAAACGAAGAUUCAAGCAAAAAGAAAUCUUACGAAGAAAGGACCAUCUGGGGUACUUCUAUAUCAGUAAUACCAGAUGAAAAGACUUCCAGGGAAAACCAAGAUUUUGAAGAUAUGCUAUUACAAAGAAUGCAGCAAGAAACAGACAACAGUCAAUCAUCGGGAAAAAGCAAAGGUAGAAAAAAGAAGAAGGGCAAAGUCCUUUUAUUCAGUACUUAA
Kazachstania africana CBS 2517 is the source of this 1950-nucleotide messenger RNA. It is a transcript of the gene MAG2, whose product is annotated as RING-type E3 ubiquitin transferase MAG2. The record is from RefSeq and is a predicted model, not a curated record. Gene Ontology annotation, biological process: positive regulation of transcription by RNA polymerase II. NCBI's taxonomy places the organism in Eukaryota, Fungi, Ascomycota, Saccharomycetes, Saccharomycetales, Saccharomycetaceae. Gene Ontology annotation, molecular function: transcription cis-regulatory region binding. The transcript has a single exon. Bases 1 to 1950 code for a protein of 649 amino acids.